Molecule: messenger RNA, 3415 nt
Organism: Schistocerca gregaria
Lineage: Eukaryota; Metazoa; Arthropoda; Insecta; Orthoptera; Acrididae
Product: probable inactive tRNA-specific adenosine deaminase-like protein 3
Exons: 7
Coding region: 1723-3243 (506 amino acids)
Biological process (GO): tRNA wobble adenosine to inosine editing
Cellular component (GO): cytoplasm; nucleus
Molecular function (GO): tRNA-specific adenosine-34 deaminase activity
Source: RefSeq, a predicted model, not a curated record
AUGGCACUGUAAUCCCUGGAACAGAAAUGGGUACACAGUCGUAAUUUACGACAUGCUACGCAACGGCCCUUCAGUGUCUAAUAGUAUGUGGGACCCCCACCUCCAUGCUGCGAGGGUUGAACACGCCAGUACUUCAUAACUACUAAUUGGACACCCCAUUCGCAGCGUUGUAUUCCUCCGACAUGCCGAACAGGGGACUACUCGAAGCGCCGCUGUGGCCGUGGCUAGAGGUGAACGCUACUCUUCCAGUUAGAGUAAGUGUUCGAACAUAGUAUUGCCAACUUCAAUACACUUACUGAUCCUCAUUUCAAUGACCGUGCGUAGGACAGGAGCAUAUCUGUGGGAAUGUCAACACAGGGGUUUCUGAUGUCCUCAGGGCCUGUUGGCACUUGCUGGUACGCCUUAUCUUUAAAAAAUGCCCAUAGAAAGAAAUCCGGCGACCUAGCGGGCCAAUUAAUAGAGCCAACUCUGCCGAUCCACCGACCAGUGUAAACACGGUCUAAUACCUCCCGUGCUUCAAUUGCGAAAGGCUCUGGGCAACCUUCUUGCUGAAGCCACAUACAUAGUCGAACGUCCAGGCUAACAUCUUGCAGUAGUACAGUUCUGUCUUGUUCAAAAAGCGAUCGAUAUUUGCUUCUAUUUAGCGUGCCGUCGGUAUAAUACGGACCAGUGAGUUCGUUCCGCUGUGUGCCACACCAUACGUUAACCGACAAAGGACGUUGAUGGUCAGAUUGCCGUAACCAGUAGGGUUUGUCUAUUAUCCGAGGGCUGUGGUGCUCUGCCGCUAAUACAGCUAUUUCAGUAGCUUCCUCUAUAACACAUUUUCUUCGCUUCCUUUUGCUGAUAUGCACGCUGCCAUCACACACAAAGGCAUUCACAACCUUGUAAAAGAACGAACGAGAGCGAGCUUUUUCUAGAAAACAUUAGGCAACAGCAGCCUCAACAUUUCUCCUGCACUCUCUGUAAAACAGGAUCAUUUCAAGUUUUUCCUCGGUGGUUGCAAUAUUCAUCGUCCACUUAAACGUCUGUUCUCUAAAUGAUAGGUAGAUAUGCAGGCAGUGAACGCUGUACAAAUAUUGUAAUGUUUCAAGCCACUAUCUGUUCUUUCUCUGCACAGUAUGUGAGCUCGAGUCGCGGUGUAUUAUAAUGUGUCGUAUUUCUCUACAGAGCCAAGGUGGCGAUUCAGGUGGUCCUCCUGUUCGAUAUGUUCGAGGAAUGCAUCGUUAGGAAUGGGGUUUUCAAUUAGAAGUUAUGAAAUACUAGCCUUUUGUAUUCUCUCAGCAUGGAGGUGGAGUCCCACUGCCAUUGGAUAUUAAAGGGCCAUUGAGCAGCAUGUCGUAAAUUACCAUGUCUAUUCCUCCGAUUACAGCGACAUCUGUGGCGAAACGAAGAAAAUGCUUCAGACAAAACGUGACUGACGCUGCCACGACUAAUAAUUGCUGUUGCUAUUGCACCUGCAAGAGAAGAGCCGCUACUGUAUUGUGAUUCGAUCCCCAUCUAUAGGAGUACUGAAGUCUCUGACGCACGCUGGCACGCCAAAACAUCAGCAAUCGUGCUUGAUUCUCUCCGAUUCUGGGUUAAAUCAUCUGACACCCACUGGAGAGAAAGUGAAGACUAAAUCGGAUUGACAGCAGGAAGAAUUACACUGUUCUCUCGACAGCUUUCAGAGGCAUCAGUUUUGCACUUGGAAUAGAAGACAGCUGCGGCAAACAAAAGGUAGUGAUGGGAUCUGAAGAUUGUGCUGCUUCGACGACACCCAGCGAUGAGCCAACCGGUGACGGAACAACCUCGGUCUCGGAUAAGCCACCAGUGAUCCCCCACCCGAUACCGGUUUUAGGACAAAAUGUGUUGGCAAGCGCUCCUCCGCUUGUCGACGUGUAUGUCGAUCUCAUCGAGAACCGCAAGCUGACUGGCAAAGUGAUCAAGAAUCUGUGCGCGGUGAACCCCAUCCCGUCGCUGCACCACCUGAAGCGCGUGAGGAACUUCUACAUCAUCCUGGACUACGUGAAGGACGACACGGCCGAGUCGUGCCUGUGCGGCCUGCGGUCCAGGGGCCUGGACACGGAGGGCCUGCGCUGCCGGCCGGAGGUGCGCCAGGUGCCCCGCCAGCCGCCCAAGACGCGCAGCCAGUUCCGCGCCGCCAACGCGCUCUGGCCCUGCAACUUCCGCGAGGACAAGCAGCUCGAGGCGCUGCUGGCGCAGAGCGCCUUCAGCGACGACGAGCUGCGCCACCAGGUGCGCCUCAUGGAGCGCUGCCUCGAGGCGGCGGAGGUCAGCCGGAGUGUCGGCGGCGACGGCGUGGGCGCUCUGGUGGCUGACCCUGCAUCUGGCGAGGUGGUCGCCGUAGCGUACGACGACCGCGGCAGGCACCCGCUCAAGCACGCCGUCAUGAUGCUGGUCGAGAUGGUCUCCCGCGACCAGGGCGGUGGCUUUUUCGACUGGGAGGUCGACAGGUUCCCCUUCGAUUCAGCUCAUUCGGAAGGCCCAGAAACCGGAUUAUGUGACCCAGCUGCUGCUAGUAGUGGAAAAGUCAAUACAUGCCCAUCAGAGGCUCUUUCCAGCUCUGAAGAAGUCUCCGUACUCCUGGACAGCGAUGUUGCUCGCUUGGCAGAGUGUUACCGAGAUGUUGCCUCGAGUAAAAGUUCCUCUGACCAGAAGUGUGAACGUAACAUUUCAGAGAGUGCUACGGCUGUUGUGAGACCAGAUACUGGUAAUGGUGUUGGGACGACAGAAUUAGUCGAAAAGGCGAAGGGAGAUCAGUACUGUACUGAAAUAAGAGGCAAUGACAUUUCAUCGGGAUGUGCUGAUGGAGCGACUGGUUGUGGAGACGUGCCUCGUGCGUUAUCUAGUCUCGUUGGUAACAAGAAAGAAGUCUGUCCUACCACUGAGUGUGAUAGUUUGCCUGGGGAAGCCGUCAGGAGUCGUAGACAGACGCCCUCGGAGGCGGACAGUGGGUCCGGCACAAAGCGACGGCGCACGUCCUCAUCGGCGGCAGGUGACGCUGAGGGCCCGUACCUGUGCACGGGUCUGGACGUGUACGUGACGCGCGAGCCGUGCUGCGCUUGCGCCAUGGCGCUGUUGCACAGCCGCGUGCGGCGCGUGUUCUACGGUUGCGGCCAUCCGCCGGCAGGGGCGCUGGGGUCGCGCGCCGCCCUGCACACGCUGCCCGGCACCAACCACCGCUUCCAGGUGUUCCGCGGCGUGCUCGAGGACCGCUGCCUGCGCGCGCUGCGGGCCACCUAGCGGCGCUCACCGCAGGCUUAACGGGGACCACGCUGUGCCUUACCGGACGAGACUACGCCUUGUGGUCACAGAGUGGGCUGCUACACAUUCCAAGUUUAUAAUGAUGUACCAUGCGUCAGUGUACUGAACUGUGCAGUAUCUGUCUCAACUGUUUAAUAAAGAAUAUUUUUUU